Messenger RNA from Ascochyta rabiei, 858 nucleotides. Its product is annotated as Catechol O-methyltransferase. The record is from RefSeq and is a predicted model, not a curated record. The coding region runs from base 1 to 858 and encodes 285 amino acids. Gene Ontology annotation, molecular function: O-methyltransferase activity. NCBI's taxonomy places the organism in Eukaryota, Fungi, Ascomycota, Dothideomycetes, Pleosporales, Didymellaceae. The transcript is spliced from 3 exons.
AUGGGCAGCUUCGAUCAGAGUAAAGCAUACGCAGCGCAGGAGGAGGAGGGUGCCUUUUUUGACGAUGGUCGCGAAAUUGAGCUUCUACACUUCGUUUACUCCCAUCCUAACAUUGAGAAGAUCCGGGGUUCACCCGAAAACGUUCUCGCAGCCAUUGACGAGUAUGGGCGAACGAAGAAGUACCUCAUGAACGUCGGAGAGGACAAGGGCCGCAUAGUGACAGAUCUGAUCGCGGAAACCAAGCCCAAGACAAUGGUCGAACUUGGUGGCUACGUUGGCUACUCGUGCGUGCUCUUUGGUGCAGCAGUCCGGAAAGCUGGAGGGCAACGAUACUUCAGCUUGGAGCGUGAUCCUGCGUUCGCUGCAGUCACCAUGUCUCUGGUGGAUCUAGCAGGUCUCUCCGACGUCGUCAAGGUCAUUGUUGGCUCCAGCGAUGAAUCAAUUGCUCGCCUGUACCAAUCUGGUCAGCUGAAGCACAUCGAUCUCAUGUUCCUGGACCAUUACAAGCCUGCCUAUACAACCGACCUCAAGCUGUGCGAAGAACUGGGUCUGAUCACAGAGGGCUCAGUAUUGGCCGCCGAUAACGUGAUCAAGCCCGGCAAUCCACCAUACCUCAAGUAUGUCAGGAGCACUGUAGAGGAAAAAGUGAAGGAGGCGAAGCAGAGUGGUUCCAGCAACACCGAGGGUAUUGCGGAGACCAACGUUAAGAUGUACGAGAAGAGGUACGGCGAGGCCAAGUUCAAUCAAAGCCCUGGAAAGCCGACUCUCAUCUACGAGAGCAAGUUGGUGAACAGUUAUGAACCGACAGGUGUACCUGAUGGUAUCGAGAUUACUCGCUGUACCGGAGAACAGAAAUGA